CUCAGUUUUAGACUAACGUUCGAGCGUGCUGCACACAGCGUAUUCGUGAGCAACCUUUCUGUCUGUGUGAGUGCAUUUGGUUGGCGAGUGACGCGCCGGGAAAGCUAGCCAAAUGUGUCCUUUAGCACGCCCCGCACCGUGAGGACUCGCUGUUGCUAGCAACGGAAAAGCGAAAAAGAUACAAAACAAAACACACAAACGAAGACAAAAAGGCCAUCGUCGAUAAGGACAGAACUGUAUGCGGCCCGAGUGAAGAGAUACUCCAGGCAAAUCCACUAACGAAGCACGUACUCAUCCUCACCGGUCGAUCAAUCUGGCAGAAAACCUCAGACAGUUCGGCUCGAACGCCUCCAGUGGCCCGGACGGCCACCUCUGGGGCUCAGGUUGUUUGGCAACAACCGCAACAACUCGAGACCGAAGUGUAUGUGACCGAGCACCAGCCCCACAGACUCCCGGGUGCCUCACAACUCACCCCUCAAUCACGGAUCUGCGAAACGUGAUCCGAGCGAGCGCACAUUUCUGAUACAGUUCCGAAAGAAACCCGAUACAUCUUUCCUCACCACAAAUUCGUUUUAGUACACGCUUGUUAAGGAUAGAAGGGGCGAGGGGGGGGAGGGGGGUUGGACUGGCAGGUCGCUGAAAGAACGUGUUGGAACGGGGUGGAAGCGAGCGAUAAGCGAGAGUGAUAAGAAAACGACGACACGGACGCCAGUAGUAGUAGCUGUGGUACGACGUCGACCACGAUGACGACGCCGCCUUCGGCUUCGUCAAGUGCGGCAUAAGAUAGUGAAGGAAGGAAGGAUUUGUAACCCGCCCGCCCGUGUGCCAGAACACACAGCGUCCCUAUCUGUGGUGGAGCCCAGCCGACACGGUGUGGGUGGGUGGUUCAGUUUGGGGAAGGUCCGUCGAACGGUGCGGCGAGCGGGGGGGCAAAUUUCCUUCUCGGCACGGAACCGGGAAUCAUCCUCAGCACGGUGUAACCCGGGUAUCAGUGAGCUUUCAUCCGGCGUACGGUGCAGAACGUUUUUCCAGCCGGGGUGCUAAAGAGUUUUCCACGACCGUACGUAGUCCGUCCGUGUGUGCCCGCUGUCCGGCCCAGAGCACGGCUCACUGUUUCGGCCAGUCAAUCAAUCGUUCGCUGCUUUCGCCGUUUAUUGGCAGGGAUUGUUUCGGGUAUAUUAUUAUUCGUUCAUUUAGCAUAAAGUUCUUCACCCGGCCAGACCCGUUCUAUAUCCUGCAUGAGAGCAUCCUUUGCAGCCUUUGUGUUUAACUCAUAAUAUCCAUCCAAGAGCUAGCCUGUUACCAUACAUUUCGCGCCUGCACACACCUCUCUUACUUUGUUUGAGGUUUUUACCAUUAACGUGAUUGUCUUUUGGCAUCGAGCGUACCCACCAACACCAGUUUCCCACUUGAAAUUUCUGCACCGAAACCGGCAAAAUGAAGGUUGAAAUACAGAAUCACGUCGAUCAUCUUCCGGCGCUCAACGGUAUCACCGUUUCGUCCGCCCACGAUCCGCUCAUGCUGGACGAAACAUGUCUGAUGCUAUCGAAUCUUCUGACGAGAAGCAACCGUAUGGCUUCGAAAGCGCCCAGCAUCCGCGAUGGAACGGCCAAUGUCGAUGCGAAGUCGACCGAGAUCGAUCGGCAACUAUCGAUCUCGGUUAUCACGGAGGCUGACACGGAGGACGUUUUGGAUUUGCUGAAACGAUUCUUCUUCAAGGAUGAACCCCUCAACACGUACGUCCAGCUCGGCGAGUGUAAGGAGCUGGAGAAGUACUGCACCAAGAGCCUGGGUGAGCACUCCUCGUACAAGGCCGUCAAUUCGCGGGGUGAAAUUGUGGGAGUCAUCAUUAACGGCACGAUCAUGAAACCGCAACCUGGCGAUGAAGCACCGGCCAAGCUGGCUGACGGCUGUGCGCAUCCCAAGUUCCGCAAAAUCAUGGCCCUGAUGGACCACGUGGACGAGCAGUUCGACAUCUUUGAGCUGUACCCGGACAUCGACCGAUUUUUGGACUGCAAGAUCCUGUCGGUCGACACCAACUACCGUGGCAUGGGCAUUGCGGGCCUGCUGACGGAUCGCACCCUCGAAUACGCGGCCCGGAACGAUAUUAAGCUGAUACACGUGCUGUGCAGCAGCCAUUUUUCGGCCCGCGUCAUGGAGAAGAUGGACUUUACCGAGGUGUUCCGUCUGCCGUACGCCGACUACCGUGUGGACGGGGAGCAGGUGUUCGAGCCGGAGCAGCCGCACGUGGCGCUCAGAAUUCUCACGAAACGGUUAGACCACUAGCUGGCCGCAGGACGGUUCAAUGCUUUUGCGCGCACGCGCUCGCGAUUCGAACAAAAAUGACCCGCUAGGACAUGCCGCUGCUGUUGGGCAUCGAGUAAAUAGGACCGGUUUUUAUUCACUCACGAUGCCACAAUCGGCGCAAUGUCAAUUAAUACCUACAACCGUUUGGAAAGACACCGAUGAACUGUUUUACGAUUCCUCACCGGCCGGGGAGGGGCAUUUUCGGGACAGACAUUCUUCUCCAACGUAACGCAACAAGUCAUACUUGCAAAGUAAUGCAAACUUGUGAUAAUGCUUCUGUUUUACAUGUGCUGCAUUUGAUCAUUAAAAGGGGAAAAUUAUGCUAAGUUUUCGCGCAAUCACGUCGCGUGAUGUGGGACCGAUUGAGGGGUAACGGUGUUGCGAUUAUAUGUGUAACAGGUAAUCCGAUAAUAAAUAAUUAUUUAUACAUAGCGUAA
Molecule: messenger RNA, 2744 nt
Organism: Anopheles stephensi (Asian malaria mosquito)
Lineage: Eukaryota; Metazoa; Arthropoda; Insecta; Diptera; Culicidae
Product: dopamine N-acetyltransferase-like
Exons: 5
Coding region: 1438-2286 (282 amino acids)
Molecular function (GO): N-acetyltransferase activity
Source: RefSeq, a predicted model, not a curated record